Trifolium pratense (red clover) is the source of this 1788-nucleotide messenger RNA. RefSeq lists its product as uncharacterized. Lineage: Eukaryota; Viridiplantae; Streptophyta; Magnoliopsida; Fabales; Fabaceae. The record is from RefSeq and is a predicted model, not a curated record. The transcript is spliced from 2 exons. Bases 1 to 1788 code for a protein of 595 amino acids.
AUGCCAAGAUAUUGGCGUUGGGAUUCACAUGGGGAGAGUCCAUUCACUCCAAGCAACAGAAAUGCAGAUGGAGGGAAUGACGAGGGUACACAUAGUCAGCCGCUAGAUGUUGAACCACUAAGAAAUGCAUAUGAAUCUAUGGUUAUUGAUGCUCUUGGCCCAGAAAUUGUGAACCAACUUGAAAGACACGUAGAGGAAUCUCCAAAUAGGGAAGCACAACAGUUCUAUGAUUUGUUGCACUCUGCACAACGACCGCUAUGGGAAGGUUGUGUUUCCCACUCAGAAUUAUCUAUGGCGGUUAGACUGUUGUCUAUUAAAGCGGAAGGGAAUAUAUCGCAACAAAGCUUUAAUAAUAUUCUUCAAGCUAUGAAGGAAGGUAUGCCUAAGGAUAACUUGGUUGUCCCUGAUUUUUAUAGAGCAAAGAAGUUGGUUUCAAAACUUGGAAUGGGAUGUGAAAAAAUAGACUGUUGCAUUAAUGGUUGUAUGUUGUACUACAAAGAUGACCUUAUGGAAAAAGAGUGUCAUUUUUGCCAAGCUCCAAGGUACAAGGUAGGUAAAGGUGGUAAGGAGAUACCUUUCAACAGAAUGCAUUAUCUACCACUCACACCUAGAUUAAAGAGAUUAUAUGCCUCCAAAAACUCUGCACGUCAUAUGAGAUGGCACUCUGAGCACCAACAAGUUGAAGGUGUUCUUGAACACCCUUCUGAUGCAGAAGCGUGGAAGCAUUUUGAUCAAACAUAUCCACAAUUUUCUUCUGAAACUCGAAAUGUGAGACUUGGAUUAUGUGCCGAUGGAUUCACUCCUUUUGGUCAAUCUGGUAAACAAUAUUCAUGUUGGCCAAUAAUUGUGACUCCCUACAAUCUUCCUCCUUGGAUGUGUAUGACAACUCCAUAUAUGUUCUUAACCAUGAUCAUUCCUGGUCCUCGUAACCCUAAAGCAAAGAUAGAUGUGUAUUUGCAACCUUUGAUUGAUGAGCUAAAGUUUUUGUGGGAAGAAGGUGCUUUGACUUAUGACAUUUCUAGAAAGCAAAAUUUUGUAAUGAGAGCUGCAUUAAUGUGGACAGUUAACGAUUUUCCUGCAUAUGGAAUGCUAUCGGGAUGGAUGACAGCAGGGAAAUUAGCAUGCCCAUAUUGUAUGGAACAUUCAAAGGCAUUCUACUUGAAGAAUGGUGGCAAGACAUCAUGGUUCGAUUGCCAUAGACAAUUCUUGCCAAAUGAUCACAUGUUUCGAAGAAAUAAGGAUUCAUUUUAUAAAGAUAGAGUUGAUAGAUCAGAACCUCCUCCAAGGUUGACAGGGGAGCAAAUGUGGAAUAAAGUUCAUAUGAAUCCUAGGAUAAUAGACUUCAUGGAAGUUCAAAUACCAGGUUAUAAGACUGAGCAUAACUGGACAAAGCGAAGUGUAUUUUGGGAUUUGCCUUAUUGGAGCACUAAUUUGAUUCGUCAUAAUCUUGAUGUUAUGCACAUUGAAAAAAAUGUGUUUGAUAAUGUCUUUAAUACUGUUAUGGACAUAAAAGGCAAGACUAAAGAUAAUUUAAAGGCAAGAAUGGACUUGAAAGAGUAUUGCAACCGUAGGGAUUUGGAGCUAAAAGAACAAAAUAAUGGAAAGAUCAUAAAGCCCAAAGCAAACUACACAUUUAAUCUAGAACAAAAAAGGGCAAUUUGUGAAUGGGUGAAGGGUUUAAAGAUGCCAGAUGGAUAUGCUUCAAACUUGGCCAGAUGCGUUGAUAUGAAGGAAGGAAAGCUACAUGGAAUGAAAAUUCGUUACCGGAUAAAAUAUGGACGACUUUAA